ACUCACUCAACCCAGCAACCUCCCAGUCAUCAUCUGACACCCCAACGCCCGUCAUGGUCGCUACCGAGGCCUUCCUCAAUGAAGUCGACACCUUCAAAGAGGUGCUCUCUAUCACAUCUCGACGCCAAUUCUCUCCUUCAGGGACCUACGAGAUCACUGAACCCGAAUCCAGUCCAAACAAUGUUCUCUUUUGGAUGCGCACGAUAGCAGCAUUCCAGCCGGAUCUACGUACUAAUCUGGACCUUGCCCGACUGCCUGCGCAGUUCCAACCAAAAGUACUCGGUAUAGACUUGUCAAAGCCUGGCUUGACCUUGUCCGUUCCCGAAUGCUUCUGGACCCUCCCCGAUCCUCUCCCAUCAUCUUCCACUUCUACUUCAUUUUCAAGAAUCGACUACAUCGAUAUCUCCUCUGCAACCUUUUCUUCCAUCGCUCAGACCAUCGCUUCGAUGCUUGGCGCAAACGGUGACGCGGAUCAAACCCUUCAUUCAGUCCUUUCGAACACAGCGGCCCUUGGGCGAACCGACAAGGGCUCUCCCCCUCAGACGCUUCAGCUCCCUCAGCCACAACCCUCCACGCCCUCCUCUUCCGCAUCACACCCAAUCCGCUCUACUACUCCGACAGAUGAACCACACGAAUGGGGCUCCGCUCAAGCUGCCGACACUCUAAGGGGAACAGCAUUAGACCUGGAACACGGUCGCCGACAGUCCACGCCUGCUGCUCAACUUGGACCUCAAUCAUGGGAGCAGCCGGCGGAUGAUAUGGGCGCUGGAAUAGAGAUGGAUCUAGGCGAUGGAUGCAGUCAGGGUCUGACCCUCGAAUUCAAUCCUGGAGCGGAGUUCGAACUUCCGGCAGGAGAGGCUGCAGGAACGACACCCUUGACUCCCCAACACAGAUCAUCGCGCUCCUCUUCGCCCUCCACUCCAACCAAGCGUCUUAAGGGCCAACUCAAGCGUCGUCGCCGCUCUCUUACUCGCUUAAGAUCGACAUCACCUCGUGCAAUGCCUGGACCCUCGACCGUGAAUCAACCGCGCUUUGCCUCCGAGGCUCCGCCGAUGAUCAGAUCACCUCCCCCUCUACCAAACCGUCGAGCUUUCCGACAUGCCUCUGUACCUCAGAACGCGGGACCCAGUCGAAUUCCGAUCCCCAACUUUGCACCUCGAGCACCCGCCUCAAAUCCACCUCAAGCCACAACCGAUGUCUUCACAGCCUCAGACGACAACAUCGUACACAAGAAUGACAAUCGCUGCGUCAGGUGCAAGACCCGUGAACUCGAAGACUGCGUCCAACCCAAGCCGAGACGUGGCGGUAAAGUGAGAAGGGCAUGCAUCGCAUGCUCCAAAGCUGCGAGAGGCUGCUCCCUGAGCGGGGAGAAGCAUUAUUUCAACAAAAAGGCAACCCCGGACUCCGAUGACGAGGCUGCUUUGAAUGGUGAAGUCCACGACAUCGACAAUAAUGGAUCAGAGAAUAACGAAUGAAUGAUGGUUGUCGUGUAAUGGUGGCAGAGGUUUUGUGUAUGGAAGACAAAUGUAGCAUGUGACAUGCAUGACAAGCAAGAGCUCUGAG
Kockovaella imperatae is the source of this 1563-nucleotide messenger RNA. RefSeq lists its product as hypothetical. The record is from RefSeq and is a predicted model, not a curated record. Lineage: Eukaryota; Fungi; Basidiomycota; Tremellomycetes; Tremellales; Cuniculitremaceae. The coding region runs from base 54 to 1475 and encodes 473 amino acids. The transcript is spliced from 3 exons.